Molecule: messenger RNA, 2733 nt
Organism: Anastrepha obliqua
Lineage: Eukaryota; Metazoa; Arthropoda; Insecta; Diptera; Tephritidae
Gene: Syt14
Product: synaptotagmin-14
Exons: 9
Coding region: 205-1974 (589 amino acids)
Source: RefSeq, a predicted model, not a curated record
GAAAACGCCUGCAAAGUGGACAAAUGUUACGUGAAAAGUACAUCGUGAAGCAGCAGCCUGAACCGGAUUAAUAUAUCAUUUUUGUUGUGUUUGUGCAUAAAUAAGGACAAAAGUUGUGCAGAGCGCAAUUUUUGUGCAGGCCGCUUUAAAGUAGCUUUGGGAUAAAAGAAAAGAAAAAACGCCGGAAGUUGGAAGUGAACUAAGAUGAUAGUAAUUUCCGGUGUGGAAUCGUAUUCUUUAAAUGGAUCCGUUGAGUUAACAACCGUAUUGGGUGCGCUUUUUGGCGUCGUUGCUUUGAUGUUUUUAUUUUUUCUUUACGUACAUCGCAAAUGGUGCUUUCAUGCUCGUCACAGUCUAAAUUGUUGCGAUGAGAAGAUAAUCGCAUCAAAAUAUACACAAAAGAUGUCUCGCAAACGCCGCUAUGACAAUACCAGUUCCGAUUCCGAGGAAGACAUAUUGCGCCGUUUACGCUUGCAGCAGUCACGUAAUUUUUCAACAAAUGGCCACUUCAAUAACUACGGUGUCCAUCAGCAGUCUUCGUAUCAGCCACCGUCACCGCCAAAUCCGCAACAGAGCUUCAAUUAUACACCAAAUGAAUUGCAACGCGUAACGAUAACGCCACGCUUUGAUUCAUCCCGCGAUCCAUUGGCCAUAGCGGAGCGUGGUAAAGUUGGUAUUCCGUCCUCGCAUAGUGAGUGCAGUUCAAAUGAUUCGGAGAAAGCGUCCGUCGAUAGUCAUACGGGUAUAUUGACUGGUGACAGGAAAGAACGUUUCCAGAGCAAUGGCGGUACGAACAAAUCGAGCGAGUGCAGUGUUUCAUCUUCGCUGAAAGAGUCGCGCAUUGACAAUCGGGCUGAUUUGUUAAAAUCCAGCAGUAAUAGCAGCAGCAGCAGAUAUCAGAAAAUUUCGACUGCGUCUGUGCGUCAAGACAGUUUAGACGAUGUGCCUGAUUUGCAUAGCAAUAAUAAUAAUAAUAAUAACAACAGUAAUAAUAAUAAUGAAGAUGAGCCACUUUUCGACACGAGUGAUUUGCGGUCCAUCAAAUCGGAUGAUACUUCCGUACAGAACCAAUUCUAUGGCAAAAGUGGUAGCAUCGAGAUCUCGUUGCUUUACGAUGCACCGAUGCGUAAAAUGACAGUGCAUGUGAUGCAAGCUCGAGGUUUACCUACUCUGGGCAAUGGACAGACGACGCAUACGCAGGUCCGCCUUCUUAUGUUGCCAAAUAAGAAGCAAAAGCAUAAGACUAAAAUACGUUCGGGCGAAAAUCCUCAAUACAUGGAAAGUUUUUUACUGCACCGGGUCAAUCCGGAAGAAGUCAACAACAUGGGUCUGCGCGUACGAAUAUACGGCUGCGAACGCUUGCGCAAAGAACGUCUCAUCGGGGAGGCGUACGUUAGUUUUGCCACAAUAGAUCUGGAGUUGGAGACGAAUUUGUGGUUACCAUUGGAGCCUAGGAGCACAUCUUCUGUUUUGGGCUCCAAUAGUGAUUUGUUAAGUCUGGCGCGAUCAGACAGCGCUGGUUCGACCACCUCGAUGCAACACGGUGGAGUGCCAGAAUUACUCUUAGGCUUAGGUUAUAACGGUGUUACGGGUCGUUUGACGGUGGAAAUUGUCAAGGGCAGUCAUUUUCGCAGUUUAUCAAUGAAUAAGGCACCCGACACGUAUGUGAAGCUAUGCUUAGUCAGCAGUAUAGGACAGGAGAUAUCGCGAGCGAAAACAUCAACAAGGCGUGGCCAACCACAUCCGCUAUUCAAGGAGACCUUCGUCUUUCAAGUGGCACUUUUCCAGUUGAACGAUGUGACGCUGAUGGUUUCCGUUUAUGCGAAACGUAAUAUGAAAAAGAAUGAAAUGGUCGGCUGGUUUAGUUUGGGACUAAACUCGUCCGGACCUGAGGAGGUGGCGCAUUGGGCGGAUGUGCGCGAUUUAGCCAAAGGCGAGCUACUAGCGCGGUGGCAUGUGCUUGUGGAUUCCUGAUUCGAGCAGUUGGGCCAAUCUUCUCGACGCGGCAGUGCCCUAGGCAUUUUGGGCUUUGCGACGAAAGAUAAGUCCAAAUCGAAAAAGCUGAAGGAAGAGGAGGAAGGCGAUGUGGAUGUUAGUAUUGCGACGGAUAAAGCGGUCGCAGUUAAUAUUGAGGCUGGCUUGGAGCUCGACUUUGUUUAGAGUAUUGGGAUUAACCAAAUGACUCUGUUGUAAUGUGAGCAACAACAAACAAGAGCAACAUUUUUGUGUGUUUACGAAGCAUAAACCAAAACCAAAAACAAAAACAAAUUUGUAUAGCAAAGUAGUUUUCUGUACCACAGCGACAGAAACCGAACAACGCUAAAACGAGAAUUUAACCUUAGUAUUGUCACUUUAAAUUACCAAAAUGGAAAAAAUCAAAAGGAAACAAACAUACAUACAUAUAUUGAAUAUCAAAUAUGUCACUUAACUAGUAAACAAAUUACGCACAUUACAUAUUUUGGUAGAAAAAUAACUAAACGACAAAAACAAAACAAAGCAUGAAACGAUAAACUAGUAACCUGAUAUAAAAAAUUAAUUGAAUUUAAACUGGAAUUUCAUACAAAUGCUUUUAAUGAAGAAAGAUGUUUAUGAACGGAACAAAAAACAAAAAUGUGUUGUUUUGUAAGUAAUACGUGAAGGAUUUUGAUGGAUUGAUAAGUAAAAUGAGUUUUGAAUUUUGUGAUAUGCGAAUGAGUAUUAAUUUAGAAGCCAGUCUAUGCAUUUGUGCUAAAC